Mastomys coucha (southern multimammate mouse) is the source of this 2418-nucleotide messenger RNA. RefSeq names its product transmembrane channel like 4 (gene Tmc4). Gene Ontology annotation, cellular component: plasma membrane. Lineage: Eukaryota; Metazoa; Chordata; Mammalia; Rodentia; Muridae. The transcript has 15 exons. The record is from RefSeq and is a predicted model, not a curated record. The coding region runs from base 167 to 2263 and encodes 698 amino acids. Gene Ontology annotation, molecular function: mechanosensitive monoatomic ion channel activity.
UCAAUUCCCAGGAGACCUUUAUAGGAAGUGUAGGGUACUCACCCGAGCCUCCUAGUGGCCAGGUGCAGACCUGCAGCAGGCCCCUCCCUUACCUAAGGCAGUCCCCGCCCUGGGGGCCUCUAGAGACGGAAACAACGGGUGCAGAAAGUACAGUACACCUACAAACAUGGAAGAAAGUCCCAGGGAAGCCUGGGGCCAAUCCCCAGCCUGGUCUAGCUCGCGGAAAGCCAGAACAGGCCCAUCACUGGCAUCUGUGCUGAAUGAUCUCCCCAGUGCUGCUACGCUUCGAUACCGUGGCCCUGGUGUGCUCCCUUGGGGGACACUGGAUGAAGAUGAUGAUGGAGGAAGAAGCCUUCAGGCCGUUGCAGAAACUGCCCAAAUGGAAUCUCACCCUUCCCGGGAACUUCCCUGGCCUAUGCAAGCAAGGCGGGCACACAGGAAGAACCAGGCUAGAGAGCGGGUGGCUUCUGACUCUGAAUCUAGGGCUGCCUACUGGACCCGACAGCUUUCCAGGACCAAGGGAAAAAUGAAAGAAGGCUUUCAAACUAUACAGCCCUGGGCAUGGACGCUGAAGAAAAUUGGGGGCCAGUUUGGAGCAGGCACUGAGUCCUACUUCUCCCUGCUGCGCUUCCUGCUCUUUCUCAACCUGGCGGCAUCUGUGAUUGAAGUCUGCAUGAAGCUGAUCCCCGCCUGGUUGGAAGGGGCUCCUCCAGGUCCCCCUGGCCCUAACAUCUCUUCACCCUGUGGUUCCUAUAUUCCACACACUCAUGGCCUGGUCGCCUUCCCCACCCAGCUCUUCAACUUGCUCUCUGGAGAGGGUUACCUAGAGUGGUCCCCUCUGUUCUACGGGUUCUACCCACCCCGAUCGAACCUGGCCAUCACCUACCUGUGCUCCGUCUUUGCCAUCGGCCUCAUCUACUUGCUGUUCAUCCUACACCGUUCGGUGUCCGGGUUGAAGGAGACACUGUUGGCCGAGUCAGACAUUCUGACCAGCUACAGUCACCGAGUGUUCUCAGCCUGGAAUUUUGGCCUCUUCGGGGACGUGCACGUGCGGCUGCGCCAGUGCAUCAUUUUGUAUGAACUACAGGUGGACCUAGAGGAAGCAGUAGUCCGGCGCCGUGCUGCGGAGCAGACCCUGGGCCAGCGAGCCAGGGUGUGGUCAGUGAGGGCGCUGCUCAACGUGCUGGUCCUCGCGCUCCUGGGGGCGGCCUUUUAUGGCAUCUACUGGGCCACAGAGUACACCUUGACACUGCAGGAGACACCCCUUGUCCAGCAGACCCCGCUACUCAAGCUUCUGGUGGAUUACCUUCCAUCCAUCUUCAUUUCUGUGUUCAACUUUGUGCUGCCUCCUGUGUUCAAGUUCAUUGCCUCACUAGAGGGCUACACUCACAGCCGUCAGAUCGUCUUGAUCCUGCUUAGGACUGUGUUUUUACGUCUGGCCUCCCUGGUGUUCCUUCUGAUCUCUCUGUGGAAUCAGAUCACGUGUGGGGGAAACAUGGAGGCAGAAGGAUGCAAGGCCUGUGGCUACAAUUACAAAGAAAUUCCGUGCUGGGAGACUCGGCUGGGCCAGGAGAUGUACAAACUUGUGCUCUUUGAUCUGCUGAUGGGCCUGUUGGUCACGCUGUUGGUCCAGUUUCCUAGGAAGAUACUCUGUGGCCUCUGUCCUGGGGCAUUGGGUCGUCUGUCGGGAACUCUGGAGUUCCAGGUGCCCGAUGAGGUGCUGGGGCUCAUCUAUGCUCAGACCGUUGUCUGGGUGGGAAGCUUUUUCUGCCCUUUACUGCCUUUGAUCAACACCGCCAAGUUCUUCAUACUUUUCUGUCUGAAGAAGAUAACACUCUUCUCCAUCUACUCACCGGCUUCCCGCACCUUCCGAGCAUCCACAGCGAAUUUCUUUUUCCCCUUGGUACUUCUUGUGGGUCUGGCGAUCUCUGCUGUUCCUGUACUUUACAGUAUCUUCCUGAUCCCACCUUCUAAACUGUGUGGCCCGUUCCGAGGGAAGUUGUCCAUUUGGGCCCAGAUCCCUGAGUCCAUUGAGAGCCUCCCUCAGACUGCCCAGAACUUUCUCUACUUUCUGGGGACCCAGGCUUUUACUGUACCCCUUCUGAUCUUCUCUAGCAUUCUGAUGAUGUAUACCAUAGUGCUGGCUAACUCUUAUGGACGCCUCAUCUCUGAGCUCAAACGCCAGAUAGAGACGGAAGUACAGAAUAAAGUCUUCCUAGCCCAGCGAGCUGUGGCUCUGAGCUCAACGAAUGGAGCUUCCUGAUAAGUCUGGCGGGACCUUCAGCCUCUCAGACCCAUCGUAGAGCUUCAGUGACUUCAUUUAUCAAGUGAUGGGACCCUCUCAUCUCUGGAACCAAAUCCCACGCCCGAAUGCCACACUUCCAAUUGAACCGUAUUAAUAAACAACAGUCAAGGCCG